Messenger RNA from Blepharisma stoltei, 201 nucleotides. NCBI's taxonomy places the organism in Eukaryota, Ciliophora, Heterotrichea, Heterotrichida, Blepharismidae. The record is from the annotation of a GenBank genome assembly.
AUGAUGGCUCGGCAUGUCAAAGUUGUGGAGGGUCUUGCUCUCUUGGAUGCAGAAGAGCUCUGUCUUGCAACUACUGUGAUGAUAUUCUAUGUAAAACCUGCUCUGGGUUUUCCUCAAAUGAAUGCUCAGUAUGUGUUGAUAAUGCAAGUGGCCCGGGAACAGGCUGUAAUUGUAAUGCAGGCUGGAAGCCUUCUUCUAUAG